ACAACGUGGUGAUGAUAGUAGUAGUACAAAACACUAGUAGCAUUGCUGAGAGGGCAUUAACAACAACAACAUCACCACCACCUUCACCACCACUACCUUCACCACCACCCCAGCACAAUUGGGGCUUUUCUUUUUUCUUGCUCUGCUGCUGCUGUUACUGCGGCUGCCUUUCUGAAAGUGCUGCUCCUCUCCCUCUCGGCGCCCCCAUCCUCGGAGCUUUGCUGCAACCAUCGCCUUCAUUUCUCUCACCCCCCCUCCCCCCCCCCCCUCCCCCGACAGCCUAUAUUUGUGUUGCUCUCCCCCUCCUCCUCCUCUCCCCCUCCCCCCUUUGCACCCACUCUAGACAGAACCUUGCGGUUUCGGAUUCUACUUCGUUGUUGUUGGCUGUUGGUUGUUACUAUCCCUGGCUCUUUGUACAGAUCGAAGUGUUGAGGGUGUUUUGGAAGGAUGAGAAGGAACUGCUACUAGCACCGAUCAACUAGAGGCAAGCUACUAAUUCCAGGAGCUUUAUCAACACAGCUAGACAUUUUCAAAAAUUGUACACUAUGGUGUUCGACUCGGAAGGGCUCAUGAGCCUGUCGGAUGCGCUGCGUCAAGCGGAGAAAGUAGCCAAGAAGACGGGCGAGCCCCCUAAUCUCGAUUCCGCACUCAUUCUCGCGAGGACGGAAUCUGAGCAUCCAUCCGUGGCAGAAGUGUGGCGAGACUUGGAAACCAGAGGAAGCAAAGAGGAUCCCUUGUACCCGAGCCACAAGCUUGCGUCGCUGGUUUUGGAGGAUUCUUUUCAAUCCCACGCCGUGGGGCAUGCGAUGGUGCAAGCGUGCCGCGGGGGCCACAUUCUCUGCAUUCGUCGGCUCCGGGAGAUUCAGAAUCAGCAUCUGAGCGGAAGCAUGCUCGUCGGGCUUUUCUCUGCGUUCGGAAUCUUAAAAGCUGCCGAAGCUGGGCAUGAUGAGGUUGUGGAGGAGCUCUUGCAGCCAACGAUGUCAGCGAGCACAGCGAUGAUGGGGUUCAUGGUGGCCACCCGAUGGAAAGAUCAGAAAGGAUCUGAGAGCUACCCAUUUGUAGAAAAGCCGGGAAACACUCCAAACUCGGAUUGGUUGCGCAAGAUGAUGAACUGCAAGUCCAUGCUUCCACCUGGGAGCACUCACUUCCAGUCCGGGGGCUGGGAUAUCCGGGGCUUACCAGGAUUGCAUGAGAAGCUGCACGAAUUGGUUCGCGCCUCAUACCGAACUUUCUUGGUGUGGCGAACCGCCGUGAUUGCAGCAUCACAGUGCCACACAGACGUAUUCAGGGUUUUGCUGAAUAGGAGGCAAGCGGAUAACGCUGCACUUGCGGAAGUGCUCCAGUCCCUCGAAACGCCUCGCGGAGAUAAAAAGGGAUCCAGUGGACUGGACAGCGAAGCGAAAAAAAUUAUGCAGGAUAGAGCGAAAAUGGACUCAGUUAUGAAUCAAUUGGUGGAAGACUAUAGCACGAAAAAUUACCAUGACGCCAUGUUGUAUACAUUGUGGGGCCAUGUCCAGCGAGGAGGGAGGGAUGCUUCGGUUGGGUUGGGUGCGGGGAAGCCGAAAUGUGUGGCUCAAGCGCAGAAUGGGGUUUGGGAGAUGCAAUUAGAAGUCCCGAUCCUGAUGAUGCCGGUGGAGUAUGCUUUGGUGGAUGAAGAGCCGCAUCGAAGAUACAAGCAAUUGAUGCUCUUGUAUCCUCAGAGAGCGAAAGUGAAUAUUCAGCUUAUUGCGGCGGUUGAAGCCCAGGCAAAUUUCUUGCAGGUUACAGUGGGGGUGAAGCAUGUGAGAUUCAAAGUGGAGAAUUCUAAGUGGCACGAGUCGUGCAUGGGGCAUUUUCCGACGGUGGUAAUGUUGUCGCUGACGCCGCAGACGAAGGAAGGAACGAGCGUGACAAUGACGAACUCGUCCUCCAACACGGUGUUCAAGAUCGGUCAUGCGGAAAAUAUCACCGUAGGGAGUGGGGCUGGCGAUGGAGCGACGAGAGGCAUAGCCGCGGGACUAAGAGCUAGUGCAGCUGUGACGAUGAACUCCACAAUGAAGUCGACGCCAUGGAGGUUUGAGCAGCUCCCGAAGCAGGACACGGCUGAUCGAGGGGGUAGCUUUGUGUGGACACUGCAGUCAAUGAAAGGAAUUCCUUUUGAGAGGUCUAAUCCCCAUCGCAUGGCGGAUACGAGCUCCAAGUGGAACUGGGCGCGAAGAGUCCCGGGCAACCCCUUGGACCAGCUUCCCUUCACCAGCGAAGGCGGGGUGAUCUUCACUGGCGGCGACUAUAGCGACACCAUGAUGUGGCGAUUCCCAAAGACGAUGGAAGGCAGGAAGUUAAGAUGGAGCAUUGAGGGGCAGAUUCAUUCCACGUUCACAACAAGCCGCUACUUCGAGACUCGCAUUGCUAGCUUCUGCGGCGACAUUGAGGAAAGAUUGAAACUCCUGGAAGAAAAGAAGGACAAGGACAAGGGCGUCGAGAAUGCGGACAAACCUCCGAAAAAGGAGAAGCCAGAGAAAGCAGAGAAAGACGAGAAGAGCAAAAACGAGGAGAAAGGUGAGAAAAGCAAAAACAAGGAGACAGGUGGGGUUCCCAGUCUGGAUGAAGCCAGUAGGUCUGAGUUUGAGGAGUGGUUGGAGUUCAAGAGGUUCAAGGAAGAACGGAUGCGAAUGAUGAGUGAAGGUCAGAGCACAUAGGGAGUCAGACAUGAAGCAGAAGAAGAAGAAGUAGAAGAAGAUUUCAAGAGAAAGACUGGAUGGGGAAGAGUUGAUUGACGAAAUGCGAUUUGUAGAAUAUGGGAAGCACUAACACUGGGUGCAGAGAACAACACUACGCGCUUGAAACUCGGUCCUGAGGAAGGGCAAGGCUCCCCUCAAUCUCCCGCAUCAAACCCAGAUAGGGGAUUUGUGAGGCACAACAUAGGAAGACGACUUGCACCAAGUGCCUAAGUACAUUAGUAGGUCGCAGAAUUGAGAGUCUUUCGGUGAUUUCUGUGCAGUUGAUAAGGUCGUGUGAUCAGCAAAGAUAUCAGAAGCAAAAGAUAUCAUCGACAGGAUAUCACAAGAUCAAUUCUUAGUUACCCUUCGAUUAUUUUAAUUCAAUCGCGAUCUUCAAAUUGAAGAUUGCAUCGUGUUGUUCCAUCACA
Messenger RNA from Physcomitrium patens, 3127 nucleotides. RefSeq lists its product as uncharacterized. The record is from RefSeq and is a predicted model, not a curated record. Lineage: Eukaryota; Viridiplantae; Streptophyta; Bryopsida; Funariales; Funariaceae.